AGAGAUAGAGAGAGGGAGGGAGGAGAGAGGAGGAGGAGGACCACUGAGAUUCACUGAGCAUCAGGAGAAUUCACUCCUGAGGUCUGAGUUCCGUCCUCUGUGGGCUACUUUGGAAGUGAGUGUGGGCUCUACCUCACUGAGUCACCGCCACUCGUUCAGCUCCGACUCUCUGGAUGAGGACACGUUGCUGCUGCAAGAUGAAGUUGCUGUGUUUGAACUUUGCCAUCAGCUGUCUGUGCCUUCUCCCUGCAGCGGUCCAAGAGACGGUGGACUUUCAGAAGCAACCAUGGAGGGAGCAGGAAGGAGGAAGAGAAGACGCUGGGGGAGCUGCGCUGAAGGUCAAACAUAUCUCCAAAGACUUACAGAUCAUCUCCACCAAACAGAAGACACCUGCUUACGGCUCGCUCGGCCCGUACGGUUGGCCACAGAACAUGUCCCAAGCCCUGGAUCAGUAUCUGUACCGCCCUGCUCCCAAAUCCAAAUCUCCUGCCAAAACAUCCCCAAAGGCCAAGAAGAUCCUGGGCUGGGGCGAUUUUUACUUCAACGUGAAAACAGUGAAGUUCAGCCUCCUGGUGACCGGCAAAAUUGUGGACCACAUCAACGGGACUUUUAGCGUCUACUUCCGCCACAACUCCUCCCGUUUGGGGAACAUAUCCGUCAGCAUCGUCCCACCCUCCAAAGCUGUAGAAUGGGAGGUUCUGCAUCCCGCAACUCAGAGCGCAGAAACCAAAAGCUCAGUCCUGGUUCCAAAUGUGACGUCCCAGUUCCAGAGCCCCCCUCACUCCACCAGCACCACCUCUCCUCACCCGCCGCAGCAGCAGCAGGACAUGGUGAUGUUGACCGAACUCAACUGCCGGAUCGAGUACCAGAGAACCAACCGCUCCAAGAAGACCAAGCCCUGCAUGUACAACCCAGGGCAGACCUGCUACUCCGAAAACACCCAGUCGCAGGCAGCCUGGAUCUGUGCCAAACCCUUUAAAGUCAUAUGCAUCUUCAUCGCCUUCACCGGCUCCGAUUACAGGCUCGUGCAGAAAAUUUGUCCAGACCACAACUUUCAGACAGAGCAGAACCAGCAGCACUUUGGAUGAUAGAUUCGGCAAAGCUGAAACUGAGACACCAAACACUGACUUUUCAUAUGGAUUGACUGUUUGGUUUUUUUACUAUUGCCAUCAAAAACACAUUUCGAAAAAUGUCAGUGAGUGCAAAACAAAUGAUAAUGGGCCCUGUCUUACACCCGGUGCAACGUGGUGCCUUGCGCAAAGCAAGUUUCUUUACUUGUGUCAGACUGACGCAGGUGUCAUUGUCCCAUGUCUCAGCCAUGUUGUUUAGAAAGCAGGUGCACCCGCAUCCACGGGGGGAAACUGUUUCCUCUGCAGAGACGCGUUCUCUCCAACUACCAGCAAAGAUGGCACUAUUUGUUGCACGUUACACCCCAAAGGGUCUAGAUACAUCACCUUUCGAACCAUGCCCCUCACACGCUGACCUUUUGUUUCCCACCGUUUAACUAGCAGAAGUUGAGUUGCGCCGCGUGCUGUAGACCACGUGCUUAGAUUGCUGAAAAAGAGCCUGAUGUGUUAAUAGUCAAACACAUUUAUGAUUUUGUAAAAGUGAGCUUUUGUGUCGUCUGAAACUUCACACACCCGCUGAAGAGCUUCCAUGCCAUCUUUUCCUUUGUAGUGAUUUAUAAAUUUUUCUUUUUCUGAAUAUGCGUGAAGACUUUAAAUCCAAAAUUAGAAAUUCUUUAUUACGAAAAUGUGAUGUCUUGGUUUCAUAAAACAAAAUAUACAUCUCAAGUUGAUAGGGACAGACUCCUCUGAGGUUUUUGGGAAAAGUGACUUCAACAGCUUUCUCACUAUGAAAUGAAUUCUUGGCUCGUUGAUUGUACUGGUAGCUAUUAUUGAUUAUAUAUAUAUAUAUAUAUAUAUAUAUAUAUUUUCUUCAAAGACACAAACCACAGGAUUUACAGCUGUGAUGACUUUUAUCAGUGUCCCUGGCAGCCGUCCAUUACCGAUUUUACUUUUCACCUUGAGAGUUUUGUGUUUUCCCAGCCCUCUGCUGUCACAGACAUGCUCUCUUUGACUUCACAGAAGACAUUUCGGGUGAGAACAUUCGGUUAAUAGUGUAUUUAUUUUAGAGCUUUUUGAAAUAUAUGCACAGAUGUCUUAAUCUCCUUUGUCCUGGUCUCAUGAGCAUUUGUGAUCGAGUCACUCAUUUCUAUAAACUAGGUCAUUCUUGUAACCCUACGUCACCACAAACGUCUGGUUUGAAAAUGCACUUUGUGUAAUUUGUGAAGUUGUAUUUACAAUUCCCCAGUCCAGUUGCACGAGUGUCACCCUGUUCAUCUGAUAACUGUGAUUAUCUCUGGUUGUUAAAAUAGAUCAAAAAAACAUUUCUGUUUGUCCCUGAAUAUUUUUUCUGUCAAAGGAAAAUUGACGCUACAGUCUGCGCUUCAUGCGAGACUUUAUAUAGUCACGGCUUAGAAAACAUAAUGAGCACAGAAGAUGAAAGAAAACUUGCUUCAAAAUAUAUUCAUUCUUGAAGAAUAAUCUGUGUAUUUGGCAAAAGUAAUACGUAGUUAUGCAACUAUCACGCAGCUACAAGCUGCCUUCGACAAACAAGACCCUGAGAGUCACUGCGUGUGUGGAUAGCCCCAUUAUAUUUUUCAUGUCCAAGGUUUUCCAUAACCGCUCCACUGAAUAUCAUGUUUUGUUUUUCCGUGCCUUUCAUUUAAUGGAUUGUUUAGAACAUCAAAAGAUACAUUAUUCUAAGUCCCUUGUUUCCACGCCCCCGGUGCAAAGUAUUAUAACUUUGAGUGAUGAAAGUGUUUCUGCACAGGCUUAGUCUUCAUGAGCUUUUCAAAAGACACCAAAGGAGCAGUCAACGACAAAACAGGGCCCCUCCGACACUUUUCACUUUGCACAGCUUAUUGCACAGUGGAGAGUUGCAUCUGAUCCUGUGACUCCUGGUGGAGGUUGUAUUAUAUAUGCAGAGCAGAACAAUCCAUCCGCUGUGUUCCCAAAUCAGACGGAGGCUUCAUGUGAUCCUUCUGUGCACCACCCCGUGCUGCAGCCCCUCUCCCCCAGGGUUUCGGGAUGUUUGGGCCGAGGUCGCCAGACCACUGUGGAGUUGUGCAGCCAAAGCCUCAACGGUGCCAGCGGCUGAACGGGACGGGAGAGCCUUGGCCGGGAUGACCCAGACAUGUGGUGCCUCCUGCAGCAGGAGAAGGACAGGCAGUGUCGUGGCCUGGGCCUCAUCGCAUCAGAGCUGUGUGUGGAGCCUAAGGCCCAACUGUUGGCAGACGUGGCUCAUAUUAGCGGCCGGGUGGCAGCAGGGGCCGUGCCGUCUCCUUUCCAACACGCUCACCUCCACUACCCACAAGUCCCUGCGUGGAGCACGGAUUCCACUCCCAUGUUCAAACGGUACGUCACCCAGGUGCUGCUGAACGCCGAGGCCAUGGCUCACGCUCUGCUGAAGAAAGGCUACACCCUGGUGUCAGGCGGAACAGACGACCACCUGGUCUUGGUUGACCUGUGACCUCGCGGGAUGGACAGGGCUCGGGCUGAGCGGGUCCUGGAGCUGGUGUCCAUCACCGCCAACAAGAACACCUGCCCGGGAGACAGGAGCGCCCUCACUCCAGACGGACCCAGGCUCGGAACACAAAUAAAAACAUAGCCGCUUGAGCAGGAAGUUUUGGGGAAAUGUGUUGUUGUCAGUGAAGAGCUGCGGGAGCGGAGGAUGUUUGUGCAGAAUCCGUCAACCAGUCAGUCUCUCCACCUGUAUGAUAUUGUCUCCUUUCUUCUCUGUCUGUCUGUCUGUCUGUGAUGCGUCUCGGUUUGCUUUCGUCUGUCUGUUUGUCUGUGCGUCCGUCGGGCUCUCAGUCAUCUGUCAGUCAUCUGUCAGUCAUAUGUCUAAACCUCUCUAUCAACUUUAUCAACAUAUCUUGUUUUCCAAUUCUCAUUUUUCUAUUAUCUUUUUGUCACGUUUUUUUCCUCACAGGAACCCCGGCUCUAACCUCCCGACAGUUCAACGAGGCGCACUUCGAGAAGGUCGUGAAAUUUAUCGAUGAGGGGAUUCAGAUCGCACUGGGUGUGAAGAAGAAGACGGUAGCCCAGGAUGGACAAACCCACCGCUGGCUCUAGAGGGGGACUUGCAGGCCACUGCAGGUUCUCCCACAUGCUUGGAAAGAUGGGAGUGUAAACAGGGGUAUUCAGUUGGAAACAUAACUUCAAACACGAAACCUGGCCAGCUUCAAGUCCUUCCUGCUGGAGGACCCAGAGACCGCGUCACGCAUCGCAGAGCUCCGCCAGCGGGUGGAGCUCUUCUCCAGGCCCUUCCCCAUGCCAGGAUUCACUGGCCACAUAGACACCACAGACACAAUCACGCAAUGGACAUAUUGGAUCCUUUAGACCUGUAAUGUGCCCAUUUCUGUACACAGUCACGUUUCUAUAGCAACUCAUGACAUGUGAUGUCACUGUACCAAACUCUGAUUGACAAAUGUCACGUGGCACUAAUUGGCCAGAUGAUGUCUCACUGCUGGUCAUAAUAACGUCGGCACUCAACUUUGGUGUAAAAGACAAAAGUGAAAUUAUAAAGGAGGAGUGAAAUAAUCAAAUUAUCAUUCCAUCAACAAUUGUAAAUGCUGUAGUAAUAAUACAUAUAAUUGUAAAUAAUGAUGUAAUCCGUAGUGCAAGUUGUAUUAUAUUGUUUUAUUAUAUAUGUGAGGUUAUUAAAGUUUUUAUUAAUGUGUUUGUCAAAAAUCUUAAUUAAUUCUGGGGGCACCUAUGAAAGGAGGCUUUUACAAAAAGUUUGUGAAUAAUCAUUUUGUCAAACACUUAAACGUGUCCUAAUAUCCACAUAUGGCAACAUUACAGUGUAUUAAUUGUAAUAAAUGCAAAAUAGAGAAACUUGUGGUAGAAUGUUACCGCUGUGUCUUUGACUGUGGGAAUGAGUAACGAUGAGAUUAUUUUUGAAUUAGCUGCAUAUUUUCACAUGAGCAGGUUUAUUUGUAUUAACGUCCCCUUCAGCGGAAUUUUUUUUGUUACACUUUGACGACUUUUUAAAGAACUGGGCAAAAAUCUUACAGGCCAAUUCAUGGCGAUCGUGUUUGGAUCUACCAGAUGUGGGAAAUUAUCUAUUUAGUUCAGGCAAGAAAGUUCAACAAGGUUGAUAAUGGGGAUAUUUUCUAUAGGAUGGAAUCCAUUUCAAAAAGUUUUACAUUCAUGUUUAUUAUCUGGCAGUUGACACAUCAGCAGGUUUUCACUUGAGAGACAGGACGGCUAAUAAGAACAGUAAGUCUACUUAUGUAUUUUGGCUUUUUGUCACUAAACUCUUUCAAGAGCCCUUGACAGUGUCAGGCUUUGUCUCGGGCCCUGGGAAACUCACAGCAGCUGCACUGGGAACCGAACACACGCUCACUUUACACAAACCAGAAACAGUUAAACAGCACAAACCUUUUUCAAAAUAUG
Molecule: messenger RNA, 5465 nt
Organism: Scophthalmus maximus (turbot)
Lineage: Eukaryota; Metazoa; Chordata; Actinopteri; Pleuronectiformes; Scophthalmidae
Product: neurexophilin-4-like
Exons: 7
Coding region: 174-1088 (304 amino acids)
Molecular function (GO): signaling receptor binding
Source: RefSeq, a predicted model, not a curated record